This is a messenger RNA of Spirometra erinaceieuropaei, 13370 nucleotides long. NCBI's taxonomy places the organism in Eukaryota, Metazoa, Platyhelminthes, Cestoda, Diphyllobothriidea, Diphyllobothriidae. The record is from the annotation of a GenBank genome assembly.
AUGCUACUGACUUAUUUUCAUAUUCAAGUUUCAUGCAGUGGUAGAAUAAAAUCGGACAGCGGUACAAUUACCAGCCCCGGAUAUCCGAAUGAUUACCCGCCAAACAGAGAAUGCAUUUGGAGGAUACAAGUCCCUGCUGGUUUUAGCAUUGCUCUUACAUUCAAAACUUUCGAGGUAAGUGCUAUUGUGAUUAAUAAAGGCAGUGAUGCAUUAAAACCACAUUUUUUCACAUAAAUGUAAUACCAUUAUCAGUCAUUUGUCAUGAGACAGGAUGCAGUAGGCGGUAGGUAAGACGGUAGCAUUCCUGGGUUGCAUAACCUGGUAGUCGGUUGUUAUGUUACACUGAUGUUGCUGGCAAUGGUUUCCUAAUCCUGGUAGGCGUUAGAUUAUAUGGGUUCAGCGUGAUGUGAGGGACAACGGACGACAGCGUUCAGAUCGCCCAUCACUGGGGAUAACUGCCGGAAUGCCUAAAAAAUCCAAUCGAAUUCGUUUUUCAGUUCGUUUUAUGUAGGUUAUCAGAAGUACUAACUAGUAUUAAGCGUCAUUCGGUUUAGAACAUAAAUUCCAAUAAGGAAGCAGAAAUUAUUAUUUUCGCAGGUUUUCUCUGACUAGUCAUGCAUUAUUCCAAAUGCAUUAGGCACAUGUAGAUCAAAGUGCCUUUGAAUUAACUGCAUUCCGAAUUCGCGUUUGCAUUCGGCAAUGCUCGGAGUACGACACCCGACACCAGUGUACAAGUUCUAACGAGGACAAAAAUCAAAUGUAAUGUUGAAUUGACGGAUUAUAAGCGUUCUUACGCACAUAACCGAGAACAAUUUUCCGGCUCCGCUGAUAUUAGUUUCUUACAGUUGGUCUUUAUGUCUCUUAGCUUGAGGACAGUUGGGGAUGCUCAAACGAUUAUGUAGAAAUCUAUGAUGGGCUUACGGCGAAUUCACCAAGACUCCGAAGGUUAUGUGGGUCUACUGUACCAAAGCCCGUAUGGUCAACGAAUAACACGUUGAUCCUGCGUUUCCUCAGUGACGACAGGGUUCAAGGUCAAGGAUUUGAAAUUAAUUUUGAGAAGGGUAAGUGCUUAUACUGUGCAUUAAACCAGCAUUGAAAACUGGUAGAAAAUUAAGCAAAAAAUUGCAACGAAUGUAACUAUAAUACUAACCCGACCACUCAUGACAUUCCCACGGGUAUUCUGUUCAGUAACGGGUAAUUCGACGUUUGCUGUUAUUGAGAGGAUCGCGGCCUGCGAUUCAAAUGCUAAAAAAGGCACAGCAAAUAAGAUUUUUGUGUUGUAUUAAAAAAACCUUAACCAAGUGUCUUGCUUUCCAACAUCACCCAUGGGGUCACAGUAUGGUUGUAAAUCGCCUUAAAGUCCCAUGUCACAUCUGACGGCAAAAGUUAACCUUCAUCCCUUAACAUGACAGUGCGUUAAAAAUGAAAAUUUCUGAGUCACUUGCGAUAUAUACGGUUCUAAUGAUUAAACGAAAGCUGAUAGUUUGAAUAACUGUACAUGUGCUUUAAGUAGCCAUCUGCAGACUGUUCGGUUAUUCAUCUAUCCAGCACUUAAUAAACAGUAUUGCUCUGUUCAAUUGACCAAAAACUGUGCUUUAAAUGUUAUCCAAAAAAUCCGGCCAGCAAAACUACCAUGAAAGCUUAUCAUUUGUCAUUUUAGUUUUCAGUUUUAGUUUUAUUUUUUAGUUUUGCAACUCAUAGAUAGCAUGGGCUUCAUUAGCCACAGAAAAGCAUAUAUGAAUACAUGUAACAGGUGUGCUAACUUACGAAAUGCUGGCCGAGAUUCUGAAAUGUGUUUUUACUUCGAAAACAUUACUUUCAGUGAGUGACAGAUCUCAUGAAAUGUUGGCCGAAAUUUCAAAAUGCGUCUUCGAUUAGAGAGGGUUUCUCGGACGCGGUAUAAUUCUAUAAUAUUUUGGAGUUGGCAGAAUGUCAGCCUUUCAGUACACUGCGUUUAGAUAUCCUGUAGAAACCUUAGUCGGUAACUACUUAAAUAGCCUGCAUUUUCCCGAUUGAUUUUCGAUGGUCUUGCAAAUUCAUAUAUAUUUCGGAGGGACCACGAACGAAAUUGCGUCUUCUUUCAAUCGUUUGAUAGAUAAUUACGUCAUCUUUUUAUUCAUUGUUCGAUGAAAGAGUAUGUUUAGGUUUUAAAAGGUUUUUUAAUUCCCGAAUAAUUCGGGGCCCGAUCAGUCGUUGCAUUAGCGCUCAGUGAUUUCAGUCUACCGAGUGCAUGCCCUCCUCGUAAAUACAACCAGAGAUUUUUCUAUUCCAUUAAAACGAUAUCAUACAGCGUCCACUAAACUUUGCAGUGGAUGCGGACAAUGUUGUACAUUGCAUGAAGAAUUGUGGUAAACGGCCAGGUACGAUGCUUAGUGAAUGGACAUUGCGUGGUCUUAAAGAAUCUCAUAAUUAGAAACUUUUUAAAACCUAACUAUACUGCUUUUUUGAGUAUAAAGCAUAAGGACUAUGUGAUUAUCUAUCAAACGACUAAAAAAGCAUAAUUUUAUCGUGGUUACUUCAAAAUAUACUUGAGUUUGUGAGACUAUCAAAAAGCAAUAGUAAAAAUGCAUGAUAGAUAAGUAGUCAUUGUUUUACCGAGUACGGUUUCUACAGGAGAUUAAAAUGUAAUGCUCUCACAAGUUGACAUCCUGCCAACUCCUAAAUAUUAUGGGAUCAUACAGUAAGAUAGUCAGUACUGCAACUGCGCCUAAGCAGUCCUUUCUAAUCGAAAACGCAUUUCAAAAUUUAUGCCAAGAUUUUAUAAGAUCGGUCACGCACUGGAAGUAGGGUUAUAAAAUCAAUCAUUUGACAGCAUAAUUCUACAAUAAUUAUCUCGGGAUGCCAGCUUUCGAACGAACACCCUCCAGGCCGCAUGCAAAACUAAACUCUUAAUAAAUCGACUACUAUAUUUGCCUAAAUUAUCCGCAUUACUUUUCGAUAAUUUUAAAAAUUCAAAUAUAUUUCAUGGAAAACAUGCACAAACAUAGUUCAUCUUCCAUGACUUCUUCUAAUGUUAUACUCUAAGAAGGGAUAUAAUUCGGUUUUUAAAAAGUUUCUAAUUGUGAGAUUUCGUAAUACUGUGAAAUUGACGUCCAUAAAGCAUCGUGUCUUUGCAUUUAUUGAUGUGGCUUAUAAAGUUUACUAUAUGGCUGAAAGCUACUGCUAAAUUUUAUGAGCCACAUAUACUCUCCUAUUAACAGCGUGGAAAAAUGCUCGGUUUGCCGAACGUGGAAAAUAUACGUCUUAUAGAUUGGAAAACCUGAAUUCAAGUAUAACAGAAGUCGUAUUCAAAAUUCUUCAGGAACUGGAAAAGUUUUUAAAAUCCAAAUUCUACCCUUCCUUCGGGUAUUUAAUUGGAAGAGGAGAUAGGUUUCUACCGAAUGAGUAGGAGAAAAAAUAUUUUUAUGCAUGUUUUCCAUGAAAUACCAUUGGAUUUCUAAAGGCUUCAAAUCAAUGAAGAAAAUGCAAGCUAAAUAGCUAGUAUUCUUUUACGUAGUAUGGAUUUUCUUUUCGUACAAGAGACGUUCUUUCGAAAUUCGGUACCUCGAUGUAACUAAAUCCUUAGAGAAUUAUGCUGCAUGAUAAUAAAUUAUACUACCCUAUCGAAUUAACGUGUUCUAAGCGAAAACUCAUUUCAGAAUUUCGGUUACCAUUUUAUGAGUUAGCACACCUACUGUAUACAAGCAAGGUCAUUUGCUUAUCUCUCAAUUUGCGCCCAUAAUUAGCAAUGUAUCGAUCUCGCCUCCUAUUACUCGUUUCAUCUGAAGACGAGUCGGUGUUACCAGUUUGAAAAAAAGUUUUUUGUUAAAUCCUCUUCUCCGAUGAUCUUUUUUUCUUCACGAUAUCACAUGUGAGUAUAAACUUCGUCCUUUAUUCAAAUAUACGUAUACGAAAUACAUAUAGAAUAUAUACAUAUGCAUAUACAGAUAUAAAUAUACAAAAACACAUAUGCAUAUUCAUGCAUUUGUUGAUUGAGAAAGAUGCACUCUUUUCAGUUAUCCUUGUGGGAACCGACCGAUGCGCAACCGUGAAUCAUGAUUGUGAGCAGAUCUGCGUAAACAUACCGGGCGGCUAUGAAUGCCAGUGCAAUGAUGACUUCAAACUUCUGCCUGACAAAAAAUCAUGCAAAUGUGAGCUUUCUCUUCUUUCUCUCCUAAUGUUUCUGCUGUCCGUGGUGUGGUGUGUUUUAAAUUCAUAGGCAUUAUCCUCCAAAAUCGGGAAGUUGGGAUACUUUUCAUCAAGUUCUGUCCGUAAUUCCUGUUCCAAAACGGCCUGGUAAUUGCUGAUAACUAGGAUUAAGUAAACAUCUUGUUUUUGAGACGCAGCCUGCACGUAAUAAUAAGAAUGAAACACGCCUUUUGUCGAUAUCACCACAUGUCUUAAGUGAUCAUGAUUGUGGGCCACCACCGGACCCUUCUCUGUAUUGAUACUAACGUGUAGAAUAUACUGUCUGUCUUAUUGAUUUAUUUCCUUACAGCGACCGCUUGUGGUGGCCUUCUGAAUGCGGACAAUGGUGAUAUUUCCAGUCCUGAAUUCCCCGAUUGGUACCCACCAAAUAGUAAAUGCGUCUGGAACAUUGAAGUUCCUCUUGGGUUCUCCGUUGUCCUCACAUUUGAGAAUUUCGAAGUAAGUGACAGUAUGACCCAUGCAGUCAAUGCUUGUGGGACUGAAUUACACGCAUUCCGUUAAACAAGGGCCUAUGGGCCACCAGUUGGUCGUCUUUUAUAUGAUUAAUUUCCGAAAUUAUUUAUUUAAUUGUCCUCUGGAGUUCAUAUACCGGAAACCGCAAAGAAAACUUUGGGGUACACACUCAUGAGCCGAGCACCGAACAGAUGUGUCACGCAGCGGCAUGAUAUCGCCGAAACAAAUGUAUUGGCUUUUAUUCAGUACCUAUGUCGGAAGAAUUGUAUAAUACGUUUGAUGCUUAUAUAAUGAUAGGGAACGUUCACUGAUCGUUUUUAUGGGACUCAUUCGUUCCGUUGGACCUAACGGGCUCUCGUAGCUACAACCGUCAACAGUACAGCUGCGCAUGAUAUAGACAGUUCGCUAUUACCGAAAGAGACAAGGGAGACUGAAAGGGCCGCUUCUCGCUUAUUAGCCGUCGUCACCCAUUCAUACCCAACACUGAAUUGUGGAACACCUGGGGCUCGAAGUCGCGACUUGUUUUUCGGAAGUCCAGCGCCUCUAACCAGUGAGCCACGAGCUCGUUCUUCAGUCGGUCUCAAUCGGGAAUAUAUAGCAUUGUAUAUUCCCGAUCGAAACCGACAGGAAAACGGGCACGUGGCGCAGUGGUUUGGGGCGUGGAAUUCUAAAUAACAGGUCGCAAAUUCAAGCCUCGGGUGUUCCACACUUCAGUGUUGAGUAUGACUGGCUGACGACGGCUGAUAAGCCAGAAAUGGCCAUCCCAGUCUUCCUUGUAUUUGUCGGUAAUAACAUAAUGCAUAUAUAUAUAUAUUCGAGGGAGUACGACAGAGUCUAGGGGUUGACUAACGCAGUAGGUUUCAAGUUUGCUUGCUUUCAUUUAGCUAAUGUUAACCCUGACUACCAGUUCGGAUGGGGGACUGAAGCAUGCGCCCACACACAUGUGAGGUCUACCAGAUGGGUCAAAAGCACUCAAUCGAACCGAAGUUCAUCAAUGGUUCACCAUCUGCAAUUCUGUCUCUGUAGAUCGGGUAGUAAUUCAGUGAGAAAUACGCGCACACCGAUCCAUUAGCAUCCCGACGCAGACAAGCUCCGUAUGGGCGGUAGCCGUUAAAAACAGGCAAACAAGCCGAGACAGUGCUGUUUCAAUCUACCUCCCAGACUCUGUUGCCUCGCCUCCGCUAUCGUAGUUUGACCGACUUUGGCCGGAAUAGGUGGUUGCCCGCUCGUGACCUCUAUCACAUAUACGGGGUUUCUUUGCUAAGGGAAGUCAAUGAAUCGGUGCGCAUCCAUUCCUGAUUGAAUAUACAUACAUGUAUAAGCGUGUAGAAUAACAUGAACGAUGAAGUUUUUUGCCUGAAUUACGGCCCGCCGUGGGGCUGCUGUUUGCAUUCGAGAGAAAUCUCCGAGGCACAACGUGACGAGUAAGCUCGUAACACGAUCGAUAUACGAUGCAUUCAUAAAAAUGCAUAUUUUUACUAUAGGCAGGAAGUGAAUCUUGAUUUUUGGUGCAUGAAUGCAGCAUUUGUACCCUGCUGUUUAUUAAUAACUGGACAUGCAGGUCACCGAGGCAGCCUGUAUUAUCUGAUAAAAGGCAUGUACAGACCCGCUGACGAUUCCAAGGCAGCUGCCAAUUAUCUGUUGCGUGAUUUGGUGUCCCGACUGACAGACUUACAGACACCACAUGCCCACGUACCAAGCCCGGCCUUGAGCCGUUUUAUGCAUCAGCAAACCAAGCAAAUGCCUUCUUUAUACAGUAGAUAUUCUGACGUUGCAUCCUUCCUACUAGCGAUCGCAGACUGGUUCAAAUGCUGCUGCCGGAAAGAGGUGUUGCUGUUAAAGAGUACUAUACCAGGAGCAAAGUGGUUUCAUACGUGGCCUAGAGAUGCAUGAUAAUGUCAGCAAGGAGAGGCGUUUUGACGGGGAGUUGGGCUGAGGUACUUUACGACAGAAUUUCGCUGCAGCACAGUCGGCCUACAUGGCCAAUAUGUUGCCAUAGUAUCCCGUGGUAUUCUGGGCUGGUAAGGCGUAUGGGGCGGAUUUAUUUUACGGCUCCAUGCGCCAAUUCUCAGAUUCCGUGAAUGAUAGAUUCGUAAGGGACUAAUGAGGCCAAUGUGUGAUAUAAAGAUUUUUACUGUUUAUGCAUCCACAUCGACACAGGAAGACAACCAUGACGUCAAGGACGUGGAAAUUCAGUUUCACGUGGUUUGCAUGAACGGCGCUGCCAUCGAAACAACUAGGGAUUUUUCCAUGUCGACGUAAUUUUCCGCAAAAUUAUUAGUUGCUUCCAUUAUGAGUAGGAUGUUCUGCAGUGGAGAGACUGCUCUGACCAUCACCAACCGUCUACGGGAUUUUAUGUUGCCCUCUUCGUUGGCCAUUCUGCUAGGCUUGGUGGUGAAGGAUCACAAGUAGUUCAGAGAAUGCCGGGUCUGUGUGUGUACACACGCAUCCUAUACCCUCAUCUGGCAUAGUCCGCUGGACAAGGACUUUAAUUAAUAGCAUAGGGUUUUACCAAACAUGAAAUUUUGUCGCACUCCGCAUACUACUGAGGGCGUCUAGAUGCAGCUUUGUGCUUUAGGUUCGGCGAAUCAUGUCCGGACAAUCGUCCGAGGUGAGCAGCAGUUGACUGCAAAGCCCGCGUUUACCACUAUCCCAUCCUCUGCAGGAUGCUCCUAUCUAUUCCAGUCGUGACUGUCACAUCCUGUUUGUAUACCGAUUAAGCAUUUCCAAAAACCAAAAAAUAUUUGACGUAGCCGAAGUUUUCAGCAGGACUUCCUAGAGUCCCAGGCAAGAGACGAAUGCCAAGGCAGGGCAAAGCAAAAGGUAUUUCCACGUUCACAGAUUCGCUGGAAAAACGUUACUAGUGUCUCGUCUUUGAAUGGCACGGAUACAUAUUCGAAAAGUGACGCAUAUGUGGCGUCAUCGGUCGGUAAUUGGGACCUGGAGCAUAUUAAUUGCAGUUCCAAUUGUUACACGAAUAUUACUCUACAAAUCAUUUCGCUUGCAGAGACGAGCAAUGUCAAGGAAACUGGCAUAAUGCCGCCAAGUGGAUCAACAAUUUUAAAAACAACAAAAAACUUACAGCGGGUGGUCUUCCCGUAGCAGUCAUUUACUGUCUAACUUUUUCGUUGCUAAAAGAAAGAGCAAACUGUCUAUUUCAAUAUUUGAAAAUGUUCAUUAGUCCAUCGGUGCCUUUACUACCCCACAAACAUACAGUGCGUGACGAACCUAAUAAAAUAUUCGCCGAAAUACUGUAAUGCGUUUUCGAUUAGAAAGGAUUAGUUAGGUGAGGUUGUAAUUCUGCUUAUCAAACGACAUUAUCCCAUGGCAUUUCAGACUCGCAAGGCUAUCGGCUUUUGAACGAACUUCUUUUCUACCUGCUAUAGAAAAUACACUCAGUAAAAAAACAACUACUUAAGUAACAUGCAUUUUCCACACUGAUUUUCGGGGGUCUUGUAAAUUCCGAUAAUUUUAUGGAAAAAUGCACAAAAAUAUGCUUAUUUUCAUCUGUUCGGUAGAAGAUAGCACUGCUGCUACAUUUUUAUACGCGGUAAUAGCAUAUAUUUAGGUUCUGGAAAAGUUUCCCCAUUCCCCAGUAAUUUCCGGCCAGAUCAGCCGUCGCAUUACCACUUAGCGAUUAAAGUCCACAAGACGCAUGCUUUCUGCAUGAGAAAAGUCGUGUAUUUCUCUUUGUCUUUAAGAAGAUACCACGUUGAGUGCACAAAAUUUUACAGUGGAAGUGGACAAUGUUGUGCGUUUCACGAGGAGCAUUGGUAAACGGAAAUGUGCGAAUCUGUCGGCAUGGAUAUCGCACUGUCUUAAAAAUCUCUUGAUCAUAAACUUUUUUCAAACUUAACUACGCGCCUUCCCCAGGUGUAAAAUGUAAAAAUAUGUUACUUUCUACCAAAAAUUAAAAGUAACCGUACUUUGUGCAUGUUUUUCACACAAAGUAUUUGAAUUUAUAAGAUCAUCGAAAAUCGAUGAAGAAAAUGCAUGCUACAUAAGCGGUCAUUUCUUGCUGAGUGUGGCUUCUAUAGCAGGUCGAAAAUGUAUACGUUUAAAAGCUGACAGCCAUACAAGUCUGAAAUACUAUGGGAUUGUGUCGUUCGACAAGCAGCAUUACAACCUCACCUAAGUAAUCCUUCCUGAUCGCAAAUGCAUUCCAUUAUUUCGGCCAAUAUUUCAUAAGGUCGUUCACUCGCUGUAUAUGUUGAACAAUGUAAUUACUUUACAUUCAUAUGCCACAUAUAUGUGUGUACGACGCACUCUUUUGCCAAAAAACGCACUACAUCAUGCACUUAUGUCACUUUUGGCAACUGGUUAAUAUAUUGACGUCAGGUGUAGAUUGUGAUCUAAAGGCAACAAUUUAUACCUCUAUUAAGGCAUGCGUUACAUUUUAGCGGCGUAUUUUGCAUGCAAAUGUGCGUAAGCCGACCGGAGCUGGUAUACCACCGAUAGUCAUAUGCCAAAAUCUAUGAAUCCAUACUGACUAAAACGUAUUUACCAGGAGUAGUCUCUUAAUGUCCAAAUUUUUAUUUUUCAGCUGGAGGACACUCCAGACUGCCAAUAUGAUUACUUGAAAAUCUUUGAUGGUCCAUCGGACUCUUCGCCCCUCCUUCGGACGAGUUGUGGGACUCAAAUACCAGCAGACAUCAGUUCGACAGGCAAUACAAUGACGGUUGUUUUUGGCACAGACGAAUUCGGUCACAAAACGGGAUUCAGAGCACGGUUUGAAAAGGGUAGGUCUUUCUUAUGCACAAGAGUUCGCCGAUGCCGUAAACGCGCUUUUCGGUAUUAUCGAAGCAACAGAUUAGCAAAAUUUAAAAUUAUAGACUAAUAUGCAGUUUUGGACUAUAACGAAGAGCAUCCAGAAGUGUAUUAAAGAAAUUCCAUCCACUCGUGGAUUGUUCAGGUUUUACCAACGCAUUAAAGUGUUACGUGUUAGUUAAACCCGAAAGCUGCGCAAAUAAAUACGAAUAUGUGCAUGAGUUCAUGACUGCGACACCUCGAUUAAAUAAGAAGAGAUUUCACAGGAUUGGGGACUUUGCUGGCUGACGUUUCGAAGAGCUGGGGCUGCUUUCCAUUGUCAAGGUGUCAAGUGAAAAGAAUCGAUCAUAAUUUUUGAAUAGACUGCCGGAUUAGCUGACCUUGGCCUGAUCGACUUUCUUCUCCUCUCACUGCCUUGGCCUACUGGCCGUCGCUUGUGAGUGUUGACGGCCUCCUGUAUUACGUGUCGUCACCUAAACUGGGGUUAGUUGCGUUUGCGUUCCCCUUUUGGAUGAAGUGGUCGACAGCCCGUGUUUGCUCGGUAUUCUUAGGCUCCGUCUUGUCUUCGUCACUGUGUAUGUAGUGACGUAGGACUUUAGAGGCCGAAGGAAGGUCUAGAUGCCUGUUGAGAGAGUUGCUAUCUGAGUACCAAGCCUCGAGUGUGAGACGCUCAGACCUUGAGGUGUCCCUGUCUAAGACUGUCGCUACUUGAAAAUCAAAACUGCCAACAGUUUCCCCGAUGUAAGCCGCAAAGUGUGAGUUUGGGUCUAGUCUCUGAGUUGCCAUUUUGUGCUCAUGUAGGCGGAUCUGCAUUUUCCGUCCUUUUUUCCCAACGUAGCUGCCGUCUCUAUCCUUACAAUGUUUUUGAUAGACAACUGCUGAGGCAUUAAUGGGUGGCAGUAUGUUUUUGGGUUGCAACAAAAGGCGACGAACUGUUGCCUGUGGUCGAUGGGGCAGUUGCAACAGUCUUGAAACCGCCUCGGCGAUUCCUUUAAUGUAAGGAAUAGCCCUCCAGACUUCAGGUCAUUCUUGUGGCCGCCGUCCGUUCACUCGGCGCUUGCUUUGCUUGAUGAAGUGGCUUGGGUAUCCAUUGGGUCAAAAGAGAUCAUGAAGGCAUUGUCGUUCAACUCUUUUGUCAGCUGGUGCACUGCAAUGUGUUUCAAUUUAUUUGGAACAGAGUACGGACACAGCUGCGUUUGUGACAGAGGGGGUGAAUCCCGUUGACCUGCAGUAUUUGUCUUGUGUUGGUGGCUUUUUUGAAAACGGUAGUUUGUAAUUGUCCGGUUGCACACCGACGCACAAGGACAUCGAGGAAGGGCAGUUGGUUGUUUAUUUCGGCUUCCAUCGUGAAUUGGAUGUUCCGGUCAACCGAGUUCCGUAAUUCUUUAAGUUGCUCCACGUCGGAUUACUUGACAAUGGCGAAGGUGUCAUUGACGUAAUGAGCCCAGAACUUUGGUUGAUAGUAGGUGAACACUAAGUGUUCUCUCCGUUGAAGAACCACUUCGGCAAUCAGCCUGAAAAGUGAAGUGAAUAGUUAAAAAAACCAAAUAAAUUAAUUUAGUCGUUUGACAUUUUGCUAAAUAUAAACCAAAAUCUCACAGAGUCCCGUAGAAACUGCAAAACCUAAUUUAUCAUAGGAAUUACUGCAUAAUCUGAUUGUUCCAGUCGGAGAAACUGGUAGAGUGCUCCGAACGGGAAUUGCCGAGCACGCGGCAACGGUGCGGAGAGUGACGCCAAAGCUCAGGUCGCGGCACAUUCGACGAGACCCUGCCACACAUUCAAGUCCGAUGCAUUCGAAAUUCUCGCAAGUGGGGAUAAUUGCGUGAGCCGCGAGUUGCUUAAAUCAUGGUUCACGGGACCUCAGUCUAUCGACAAGUGCAACGACAUCCCCACUCCAUAUUCCGUGUUGAGGCAUAGACUGGCCAAAGUAAGUGACCACUGGGGGGACGCGCAAGCCGGUGAGCCAGAUAGUCGAGCAAUCAUCACGCCAGCAUUCAACACGCGUGGUGAGAUUUCAGCAGUUAACAUCUUGCAUGCCGGCCAUCAAGGAGUUAACGCACCAACGGGCAACAAUCCUUGAUGAAGGGAAGCGUGGUUAAUUAUUAUAGGUAUGCGGCAGCAUAUCGACGGUAUUCUAUAAAUACUGCAAUUUCCUGUGAACGAGUCGCACUUUUCUGCUAUUUCCUCUGAGAAUGAGUUUAAAUGAGGCUCUGAAACCUCAGGCGAAUGAAGUUUUUGUUCCAGCGAUCGCUUCUUCUUUUUGUCAACUAGUUCCUGGAACUCGCAUUUCCGCUUGUAUCUGUUCCAUUUAUUCCAUCAAUUCAGCACUUUUUCCGAGCAUACGGGCAUUGUCAAGUGUUUGGUCGGACAGUUAAUGAAAGGCCAACAGAAUCACUGUUGAGCAUUCCAAUUUUGAAAGGCCGCCCCUAGUCUGUUACUUAUUCCUUCGCAGUACUUACAGUGGUUGCCACCCUCAAAGCAGACUCAGCACCCCGCUUGCAGUUGGUGCGGUCGAGCUACUGCAUUCAUAUCUGCCAUUUGCGGUUGGCGCAACUAUGUUGGAAAGAGGGAGAUGUGGUUAUGUAGCCCCACCUAAUGGACACAAAACCGUUGAUGUUAGGGUUAGGAGUUAUGGAUAGGGGUUACAUUUAAAGCGUAGGGGUUAGGGCAACUAUCUCUCAACCACUCAAAGUACAAUCGCUCAUCCCCAAUGGCUUUUUCUUUGCAUACAAUUACUUGACGUUGUCGCCUGUGGGUUCCCCUGCACCACCUGUAAAAGCCCCUAUUACCACCGGUCCCGUAUUACAGAUGACUGAGGUUUGUUUACUUCAGGUGGAGCUAUACAACCACGUCUGACCGAAAAAGCAGUUAAAAACUGCGGGCGCAAAUACAUAACACUAGCCAAACGCUCUGAUAUUAGUUUGGAGGUCGGAGAUAACGAUUCGUGCUGCGCAGUUGAGGCAUAGCCUUUAUUUUACCACGGUCACUAUUGUCCGUUAAAAAAAGAUCGUAAAUUAUUACAGAAAUUUGUUAACUCUUAGCAACCAAUUAGGGCACGGGCUAAAAACACCACAGUUAUAAAGUGUCAAAUUACCCUUUAGACAUCAGUAAAAGUCGCGUGUAGUCAGAGCUCCAAAGGGCGACCGCCUCUUGACCUGAGAGCGCAUAAGUUCGAUAAGGGAGAUGCAACACGAAUGAAUGUCUCAUGUUUGAGUCAGUUUUAUGUGUCGAUUGGGUAAUUUCUUAGUUGGUGAGCUCCUGUGAUUGUCCAUCUUCGAGGCUGCACGCACUUAUUGCUCGGCCGUCUGAAAACCGUGACUUCUAGCGCGAUGCAAAUGGCAGACGCGGAAGUUUUAUUUUAUUGCAUGUCAUAUACUUGUCUCUGUGAAUGUAAAUGUGCAGAGAAUGUCAGUACUUAACACUGACUGGAUUGGCAAUCAUUGCUAAGGUCGAUUAGAAGAAAUCGCUGUUUAACUCGCCAACAUUCAAAUACAUUCCUGUCUGUAGAUGUCUCAACUUGUCUUUAAAUAUAUAUUUCGGCAUAGAUCUAGUUCAGCAUUAAAUACGGUAACUUGCUCAUUCAAGCCUACUGCUGUUUUUAUUCAUGCGUAUGCUUCCUGUAUCGUUUGCCUGUUCGCCAGUAUUAUCUGCUUUGGAAAAGUCGUUAAGUAUGGGCUCUAGCAACAACUAAAAUCUCAUUUAUUUGAGAAAUUCCGAGUACCAGUACUUUUUGUUAAAUACUUCACGGCAUCUCAAUCAUUUGUAUACAGUAGGAUCUCAAGUCUCCUCAAAAUCUUUUCAGGUAUAGGAAUUAAUUAUGACACCUAGUUAAUUCUCAUGGUUGUAUCAUGCAGGCUCCUACUGCAAUUUGCUAGGAACGCAUUACGCUUUGAGUGAUCCAUAACAUUUUUAUUUUAGGGUCACCCAUUAUGAAGGAUUCUGGAUUGGUGCACCGGCAAUGA